AUGACUACAGAGGAGGUAGAAGGUAGCGCACAGGUGGGGGAAUUGCACGCCCUCCUGCUGGCAGCAGAGAAUGGCGCCACUGUAAUUUACACUGAUUCCUACGCAACCUAUAAGGGUGCCACAGAGUGGAUAUGCCAGUGGGAAUCCAAUCAGUGGAAAGUGGGCUGUACAAAAGUCUGGAGAACCAGACACUGGCAACGAUUGUUAGAAAUAGGCAGAUCACGACCCCUAAAGGUGGGAUGGGUAAAGGGCCAUGCAAGAAAUGGGACCCCCACCGCAAAAUGGAACCAACAGGUAGAUCACCUAGCCCAAAUUAAGGUAGUUGAUAGUGACAAGAAAGACUGGGGGUGGUUGGCUGAGUAG
Messenger RNA from Gymnogyps californianus (California condor), 363 nucleotides. Its product is annotated as ribonuclease H-like. Gene Ontology annotation, molecular function: nucleic acid binding; RNA-DNA hybrid ribonuclease activity. The transcript has a single exon. NCBI's taxonomy places the organism in Eukaryota, Metazoa, Chordata, Aves, Accipitriformes, Cathartidae. Bases 1 to 363 code for a protein of 120 amino acids. The record is from RefSeq and is a predicted model, not a curated record.